UACAAAUUUUGGGUCUGUGAAUCAGCGCUGGGCUUCACCAUGAUUGGCUGACGGUUCGCCCGGAAAUGAAGCCCCACACUCACACUCGUCCCGACUUCACCUCCACGCCGCCAUGCCCCACUCUUCACUGCCGCCGCCGCCGCCAAUUCUCCCGGACGAAAAGUCCUGUUCUGCCGCGGAUUACGUCUUCAAAGCACAUUCCCCUCACUGUCUCCGUUUCUCAGCCUCCGGCUCCGGCCGCCGGAAGGCGUGAUUUCCUAAUCACGCCUUUUCUGGCCGCCGGCGCCUGUUUUCUGGCGUCGGCGGCUGCGAGAGCGGAGGAGAGGGAGCUGGAGCCAGCGCCGCCAGUGACGGGGGUGCCUGCGGCAGCGAAGGUUGAGGGGAAGGGCGAUGCGAUAAAGUCGAGAGUCUACGACGCGACUGUGAUCGGAGAGCCGAUGGCGGUGGGGAAGGACAAGGACAAGGUUUGGGAGAAGAUGAUGAACGCUCGGGUGGUGUAUUUAGGCGAAGCGGAACAGGUUCCGAUUCGCGACGAUAAGGAACUGGAGCUUGAGAUUGUGAGGACUUUGAGGCAGAGGUGUUUGGAGGCGGAACGCCCACUUUCCUUGGCUUUGGAAGCGUUUCCUUGUAAUCUACAGGAACAACUCGACCAAUAUAUGAAUAGAAGGAUUGAUGGCGAAACUCUAAAAUCGUUUGCAUCACAUUGGCCAACUCAGCGAUGGCAGGAGUAUGAACCACUUUUAAGUUAUUGUCGUGAUAAUGGAGUCAGGCUUGUUGCUUGUGGUGUUCCACUUAAGGUCUUAAGGACUGUUCAAUCUGAAGGUAUCCGCAGGCUCUCCAAAGCUGACCGUCAAAUUUAUGUUCCCCCCGCUGGUUCAGGAUUCAUAUCGGGCUUUACACGCAGAUCAUCAGUUGAUGUUAACUUCACUAACCAAUCUGCUCCCUUUGGGCCAAGUUCAUAUCUGUCUGCACAAGCAAGAGUAGUGGAGGAAUAUACAAUGUCCCAGAUAAUUUUACAAGCAAUGGCAGAUAAAGGAGCAGUUGGCAGCAUGCUAGUAGUGGUUACUGGUGCGAGUCAUGUUGCAUAUGGAUCAAGAGGAAUUGGCCUGCCAGCAAGAAUCUCACGCAAGAUACCAAAGAAAAAUCAAGUUGUUGUCUUACUAGACCCUGAAAGGCAAUACAUAAGAAGGGAGGGGGAUGUUCCUAUUGCUGAUUUCUUAUGGUAUUCUGCAGCCAGACCCUGCAGUCGAAAUUGCUUUGAUCGUGCUGAAAUUGCCCGAGUGAUGAAUGCCGCUGGUAGGAAGCGAGAUGCCUUACCCCAGGACAUUCAGAAAGGACUUGAUCUUGGUGUGGUUUCUCCUGAGGUCCUGCAGAAUUUUUUUGAUCUGGAGCAACAUCCAUUUCUCUCAGAGCUCACCCAUCGGUUCCAGGGAUUUAGGGAGAGACUAUUGGCAGAUCCAAAAUUUUUACAUAGACUAGCCAUAGAAGAAGCCAUAUCGAUUACAACUACCCUUUUAGCACAGUAUGAGAGGCGUAAAGAAAAUUUCUUUGAAGAGCUUGACUAUGUUAUUACAGACACUCUUAGAGGAACCGUUGUUGAUUUUUUCACUGUAUGGCUUCCUGCUCCAACGUUGUCCUUCCUUUCAGUUGCUGAUAUGACAGAUGCAACUGAUGGCGUGGAGGCACUAAAGGGUCUCCUUGGUUCAAUACCUGAUAAUGCAUUUCAAAAGAAUAUUGUUGGGAAGGACUGGAAUGUGAGUCAUAGAGUUGCAUCAGUGCUUGUUGGAGGUUUGAAGCUUGCCAAUGUUGGAUUUAUUUCCAGUAUCGGAGCUGUGGCUGCCUCAAAUAUUUUAUAUACAAUUCGCAAGUUACUGAAUCCAGCAGUAGUUACCAAUCAAAGGAAUAAAAGGUCACCAAUACUUAGAACAGCAGUUGCUUAUGGAUUCUUUUUGGGUAUUUCAGCAAAUCUCCGUUAUCAGGUUAUAGCUGGAAUAGUAGAGCACAGAAUUUCAGACCAAUUUGCGUCAGAAGCAUUUCUUGUUAAUAUGUUAUCUUUUCUUGUUCGGACCGUCAACUCCUAUUGGGGAACCCAGCAAUGGGUUGAUUUCGCGCGGCUCACAGGGAUACAAGCUAAGGCGCGUGAACCACCACCCUCGUACCAAAUUCCCAAUCCUCCAAAUCCUGCAUUAGAUUGCAACGCCACAGAAGAGCCCAGCAUCGAUGAAAUCAAGAAUCAGUGAGGUGAUAUUUCAGCUCGAAUCUGCAUUAGAUUGCCAGUAUAACUGUUACACAGCAGCAUCCUUGAUUUAUAUUCUCUGGUAUUCUUUCAUGGUGUCGAAUUGUACAGCUCUUGAAAUCAUGUUUUAGCCAAGCAUACAGGAACGAAUUAAAGAGAUUAUAUAUUGGGGCUUUAGGAUGGGAACACUGAUUGAAAUGUUUUGUAUUCUUAAAACACAUUUAUUCUUAUAGGGACAAUGUUGAGACUAUACUUCUUUCUAUUCCAGGGGGAUCUUAAUUGCCAAAAAUUAGCUGUUUUGUCUAUAAAA
Messenger RNA from Diospyros lotus (date-plum), 2546 nucleotides. Its product is annotated as protein RETICULATA-RELATED 6, chloroplastic-like. The transcript has 7 exons. Bases 66 to 2240 code for a protein of 724 amino acids. The record is from RefSeq and is a predicted model, not a curated record. Lineage: Eukaryota; Viridiplantae; Streptophyta; Magnoliopsida; Ericales; Ebenaceae.